Messenger RNA from Ixodes scapularis (black-legged tick), 4169 nucleotides. RefSeq names its product elongation of very long chain fatty acids protein AAEL008004. Gene Ontology annotation, biological process: fatty acid elongation, polyunsaturated fatty acid; very long-chain fatty acid biosynthetic process; fatty acid elongation, monounsaturated fatty acid. The transcript has a single exon. Gene Ontology annotation, cellular component: endoplasmic reticulum membrane. The coding region runs from base 168 to 965 and encodes 265 amino acids. NCBI's taxonomy places the organism in Eukaryota, Metazoa, Arthropoda, Arachnida, Ixodida, Ixodidae. The record is from RefSeq and is a predicted model, not a curated record. Gene Ontology annotation, molecular function: fatty acid elongase activity.
GAAGGACAGAACGCGGGAGACAGUUCACGGUCUGUUGCACGGGGCCUCCUUUCCACUCCGCUUAGAGGACGCAAUCGGAAAGUGCCAUGGGAAAAUAGAUUGAGAGGCUUACCUGCUUAAAGACUCCGUCCGUACUUUCUUUUCGAGUUUCGAUCGCUACCGGCGCCAUGAACUCGACAUCCCCGCUGAGCAGCUUACACGAGCGCUACGUGCACCUGGCAGACCCACGCACGCGGUCCUGGCCCCUUAUGGGCAGCCCGCUGCCCAUCGUGGCCUUGUUAAGCUUCUACCUCCUGUUCGCCCUACACCUGGGACCCCGGCUGAUGCGAAACCGCCAACCGUUUAACAUCCGACGCCUGGUGGUCGCCUACAACGUCGCCAUGGUCUGCAUGAGCCUCUACUUCAUCUACGUGUCCGUGGAGUACGCUAAACUCAGGAGCGAAGGUUCGCUGCUCUGCUGGCCGUCGGACCCGCGACCUUCGGACGAGAACAUGUACUUUCUGCACCGUGCCUGGUAUUACAUGCUCAUGAAGGCUGGCGAGAUGCUGGACACGCUGUUCUUCGUCCUCCUCAAGAAGGACACCCACCUGAGUUUCUUGCACAUUCUUCACCACUCCCUGGCACUCUGGUCGGUCUGGUUAGUGCUCACGCUGGGACUCACCGGUCAGGUUUAUGCGUUCCCGCUGCUCAACUCCGCCGUCCACGUUGUGAUGUACGGCUACUACGCGCUCGCCGCGUUGGGCCCGAGCUACAAGAAACACCUGUGGUGGAAGAAGUACGUGACGUUGUUCCAGAUUGCCCAGUUUCUGAUGCUCUCUGUGCAUGCUUUGAUACCGGCCCUUGUGGAUUGCGGCUUCCCUAGGAGCCUGGCUUGCGUCGGUGCGUUCGAGGGACUCAUGUUUGCUUGCCUCUUCUCCGAGUUCUACUACGGCGCGUACGUUUUCCGCCGCGGAAAGUCAGCUUGAUCGUGUCCCCCUGUGACAUUCCAAUGACGUGUGAUAGCGAAGCAGGAUGCGAGAGCAUUUGAACCUUUGUUGUUUUGGACGAUACACGAGGAGCAUUCUGGAGUGAAAGAGAACGCAUGUAAGUUAUACGGAAUAUCAGUCUCGUAUACUUUAUGUAUAAAAUUCCUUGGCAAAAGUAAUAUACUUAACGUAUAUCUUGUACUGCUGUGACAAGGUUUCGAAACGUAUCUUUAAAUUAUACUUGUAUUAUACUAUUAAAAUAUACUUUCACUGUUCACAUCUUCGUCGCCAGCCUGAACGAUCCAUGCAGCGCGGAGCCCAGAAAAAUAUUACGCUUGUUUUCGUUGCCGCGCUGUCGUAGCCUUAUAAAUUUCAACUGUAAAAAAAAAAUGUAGCUUUGCUUUUCAAUCACAUCUGAACUACGGUGUAAUUACGGUACGGCUACGCACAUCAGUCAUAUGCUUUAGUUUGAAGAAGUGGUUUUUGAUAACCAAGUAUCUCAGGUACAUACAAAAGUUAAUUUUGAAGAAAGUAAAUUAAAUGUCCAGGAUAUCAAGGAGCGGCACGAAUUCAGCAGUCAGGUCUCUGCAAAGCGAAUACUUUUAUAGUCACCUGUCCUUCAGCCUGCUAACCUUCUCUACUACGCUCGGUGAACCUCGGGCAGAGUCAGAUCGAGGCACGUGACUUCCUGAUAUGUCCUAGAAGCGAGGUCACUCUCGUGAUCUACGUACUAACAACGAAGCAGAGGAGAGGGUUGUGUGUGUGGAGAGGCCAUGGGUAGCUUCGUAGCCUAUGGUGUCUUUUUUUUGUUUUUUGGUCUCCUUCUGUACGUUUUCAUGGCUACAAGGGAAACUUUCGAAGUGGAACAUUGCGGCACUUGUGGGUCCGCGUCCAAGCUCGUUUCAGACGUGAAAUGAUAUUUGUAUCAAAAACUGUGCCUUGAAGUGCUCUCCGAAAUAAUGCUCUCGCCCUGUCUUGUUCUAUGGUUCUUAUACCUCAUGCCUGGAAUACGAGGUGUGGAAAGGUACCUAAAUUGCAAAAAAAUAUACACAGAAAUAAAUAUGCAUUACUGUUUUUCCGACAGUAUAUGCGACCUGCCUACAGCCCUUCGUCACUGUGAAGUUUACCUGUUUCUAUUUUUGGUUUUCUGUUCUGACUCACUCCAGUUGUCUCAUGAAAUCAGCCCUAUUACGUGGCCAAGAAUGAAUAGAACUUCGUUUACGUCAAAGCGUUAAAUUUGGGCUGUUUUAUAUAGAAUUAGUAGGAUCAUGUCGAACGCUACCAACAGAGGCUCUUUGCUUUACAACGCUGGCUGACAUUAUUGGUGAUGUGCUUUAAUAUCAGAGAUUUUGAAUGGUGAGUUUAUUGAGGUUCCAUCACUCGGAAUUGUUUUCCAAGUUUCUCUGUUCCUCUGCAUAAAUGAGAGAUGCGUCUUCGAGGUAUUGACAGCAAAUAGAAGCAUUUAGCUGGCGUAGAAAAUGCAUUGUUUUACCUAAUCUCGUCGAUCCACCUUCCGUGUUACCCAUAGUUGCGGUGCCCACAAGGAUUUUGGAGGUUAAGAAUAUCUUUCGGGCGCACUAAACUAUUUUAUUGUUAAUGAAUUGAUCAACCGAAACAAAAACGGGUGGCGGCUUGUACUGCAUAUUCUAGUCUUCGACACUGCGGACCCCUAAUCCCGUGACGGUCCAGAACGGUGGUCUUCAGCCACUCAGGUUUCGGGAACUUCUUCUUGAUAGACGGAAAGGGUAAGGGAUCCCACACGCCAGAGGGGAUGGGGAAAUUGGACGAUUCCGAUUCCGAAGGGGUAAAUAAAUAAAACAACAUUUUUGAAAAUUACCUUAAAGCUCUGCAACAGAAUAUAAUCAGCCCUAAUUACCUUGGCGCACAUGGUUUCGUUUAUUUAAAUUUGUGGGACAUAGCAUUAGUUAAAAAAAUCUUUUAUUGAUCGGCUUGAAAACAGUUGAGGGCUUCGGGAACCCCAAGAAGGCCCUUAGCGCGUCCUAAGGGUCCGCGGAACCGCAUUUCAGAAGCACUCGACAAGAAGCUGAUUGAGCUCAAGCAUUGAUCCAUAGCCAUAUAAAGACCCAAACUUCUACAAAACAACCUUCUUCAGGGUCACACUACGUUUUUGAAGCCUUAGUUCUUGCUCAGUCAGUGUUUUGUGUUACCAUCCGCCAUUUGCUGAUUCGUCUGGUUCCGCGGCUUUUCGCUUCGCCAGCCAAAACAGCAAAGCGUCAACUCCCUAACUGCGCAAAGCCUACCGACUAAGAUAGGACUUUAGAUACCCAUCUACUGAGGCGUUUCCGAUAGCACUUGUCUCCCGCCUUUUUUUUAUAACUAAGUUUCAACUGAAUCGUAUGAUACCCAUCUUCAUGGAUAUGAAAUAUAUACCAACGCAGUUAUGUUCCAAAUUGCAACGUCAUUUUAAUUUAUAUUGUUAUUGUCUUUUUAUGCUGCGUAAAGCUGCCUUACUGCGUUUUAAUAUUCCAGUAUUUGUGUUAAUUUCUUAAGAUAUAAAUUAUUAACGGGCACUAAUCUAUCUUUGGUGUCAAUAAUUAUCGAGGGAUGCCCUCGUAUUAUCUGUUACCAUCCCCUCUGUCGAGCACAGUCUAAGGUGUGCGUUUUGCUCUCACGUGUACGGAUGUCGUUUUGUUUUCAGUUUUCGAGCACAAAAAACACCGCCUGUUUGUCCUUAACAUUCCGAACCCCAAGGUUGUCUCCUGCAGAAACGUAGCAUUUUAUUUAAGAAGAGAGAAACAAACAAAGACCUGAUGCCGGAUUCCUGGACAUACACCACGCCUGUUUGUGGUAAUACCUUUCUACAGCUUGCGUUGUUUGCAUCCUAUGUGACUUCGCAAUAGAAUACGUAGAUUUGGUGCCUUUCCGAGGUGUUCUAUGCGCUUUGACAUUAUUAAAGUUUCCGCCAUGCGUCGCGAUUUCACUUAUCGUUCUCCUUUCAGCAUUUAACUUUGUGAAAGUUUCAGGCGUCUUUGUGACUCAUCAGCAGAACGGGCUGUGAAUUUGAAAUAUUCAAGGCAACAAAACAUUGUCAAAAUAGUUUGCAGAACACCAAAAAAGCGUUACAUGCAGUUAGGCUUUAAGUUCACUUGUGCGGCUAUUUAAUAUGGAAACGGGUAACGACCAAAACGGAUUGCCACAUUUUUGAACGAUUUUUUAUACAAGAAACAAAUAAAACAAUGCGCA